This is a messenger RNA of Chaetomium strumarium, 2211 nucleotides long. RefSeq names its product general substrate transporter. The coding region runs from base 454 to 1935 and encodes 493 amino acids. The record is from RefSeq and is a predicted model, not a curated record. NCBI's taxonomy places the organism in Eukaryota, Fungi, Ascomycota, Sordariomycetes, Sordariales, Chaetomiaceae. Gene Ontology annotation, biological process: transmembrane transport; carbohydrate transport. The transcript has 3 exons. Gene Ontology annotation, cellular component: membrane. Gene Ontology annotation, molecular function: carbohydrate:proton symporter activity.
GUACUGAGUCCUGAGUGGUGGGCUUUUAGAGGCGCACGAAUCAAAUCCGACCGAAUUGAGCCUGAAAAAAACCCCCCCCGAUGGCUCCUGGGAACGCGGGGUGCGGUGUGGACUAUGUGGAGUGGUAGGAUUUACCCCAAGUCUCCCCCAAACCUGUCCAACCACGAGGCGAGUGGGGAGUUGCGUCCGAACCCUGGUUCGAUCAAGUUCGGUUGCAACCGGUGAUCCAGGGAGGUGGUUCGGAGCGAAAAAGGCUUUCCCCUUGCAAGGUAGGCGGGCGUGUGUGGUGUGUGGUUGGUGAUGGCCAGACGCACAUUCCGGGUAGGGCAUACGUAUAUAAGCAGGGUGUGCCGAUGGCAUCCCGCGAUGGGCGGACUUUCUUUCCGGGGACUUGUUGGGACCGUGUGGUGGAAUCUAGGGCACUAUACUAAACUCCAGGCCUGACAACCAACCAUGGGGAAAAUCUUCAAUAUCAGCCUGGCGGCCUUUGCCGCCACAGGCUCGUUCCUGUUCGGCUACGACUCGGGCGUCAUGACCGACGUGAUCGCCUCCAAGAACUUCCUCGAAUUCUUCCACACGGACAAGGGCACGCCCAUCAUCGGCGCCAUCAACAGCACCUUCUCGGGCGGCGCCGUCUUCGGCUCGCUGAUGGGCGGCCUGACCAUGGACCGGUACGGGCGGCGGAAGACCAUCAUGAUCGGCGCCCUGAUCGCCCUCGUGGGCUCCAUCCUGCAGGGCGCCGCCCAGAACCUCGCCAUGAUCCUCGUCGGCCGCAUCAUUGCCGGCUGGGCCGUCGGCCUGCUGAGCAUGUCGGUGCCCGUGUACCAGUCGGAGUGUGCCCACCCCAAGAUCCGCGGUCUGAUCGUCGGCCUGUCGCAGCAGAUGAUUGGGGUUGGUUUCAUCGUCUCUACCUGGGUCGGGUACGGCUCGGCGCACGCGGAAGGCGACUUGGGCCAGUUCCAGUGGCGCUUUCCGCUUGCCUUCCAGGCGCUGCCGGCGCUGAUGCUCGUCUGCGGCAUCAUGUUCUUCCCGGAGUCGCCGCGGCACCUGAUGGAGAUCGACCGCGAGGAGGAGGCGAUGCGGGUGCUGCGCAAGCUGCACUACGACGGCAGCAACGACGAGUGGAUCCAGCACGAGUUCCACGAGAUCAAGACGACCAUCGCGGCCGAGAAGGCCAUCACGGUGCCCGGGUGGCGCAUCAUGUUCACGGUGCCGCAGUGGCGCACACGCCUCAUGCACGGCGUGGCCGUCCAGGUCUUCACCCAGUUCACCGGCAUCAACGUCAUCGGCUACUACCAGACCCAGAUGUACGAGGCGCUGGGCAUCACGGACAAGCGCGCGCUGAUGGUGGCGGGCAUCUACAACUGCAUGGGCCCGCUCGCCAACCUGAUCUUCAUCACCUUCCUGAUCGACCGCGUCGGCCGGCGGCGCCCCCUGCUGUGGGGCACGGUGGCCAUUGCCAUCGCGCUGGUCUGCGAGGCGGCCAUCAACAGCCAGAUCGACAGGGCGAACCCGCAGCACGGCCUCUCCAUCGGCGGCGUCUUCUUCCUGUUCUGCGUGACCGUCAUCUUCUCGCUCUCGUGGGGCCCCAUCUCGUGGGUGUACAUGUCCGAGGUGAUGCCCAUGCAGAUCCGCGCCCGCGGCAACGCCUUCGCCACGGGCAUCGGCAACUGGCUGGUCUCGACCUUCUGGUCGCAGGUCUCGCCCAUCGCGCUCAAGGACCUCAACUGGAAGUUCUACUUCCUGUUUGUGGCCUGGGACCUGGUCGUCACCAUCCCGAUCGUGUACUUCUUCUUCAAGGAGACCAAGCAGCUGUCGCUCGAGGAGAUCGAUCUCUUGUUUGGCGAGCGCUCGCUGGGCACGCUGCCCAAGGACCUCAACAAGGGCGAGCUGGCGCAGCCGGAGCAGCAUGUUGAGGGGGAAAAGGUGGCGUGAGAUAGAUAGCAGCGGGGAGGAACAGUGAGGUGUGGGAGGAUAAAAGGCGAGGAGUAGUACUAAGUAAUAAUCAGACGCUUGUCUAGCAAUUAAAUACACAGGUUCCGAACAGGAGCAUAGCAUAGAGAAGCAGUUACGACACAUAACCAUUGAUCUCUGGGAUCGUGCGCCCUGACAUGGUGCAAGAAGUCGGGCAAUGGAUUAAAUUUGUGGACUUGCUCGCGUGGGAUAGUUGAGACCGCUUAAUUCGGGAAGACUGGCACCAGUGAGCUGAUA